UGGGGGCUGGCGGAGACAUGGGCAUAUCAUCAGGAUAGAAGGUGCAUGGCUACACAGUAGGCGACCGCCGCUGCACAAACAGAGACAUUACUGGAACAUUUUUAGCCACACUUCAAAUCAAGACUUUUGAGUGGGGUUAAGCGGAGAAACUGGGGCAUUAUUUGAACUCACAUCCCAAAGGAUAAAAGGAGAAAAGACUUCCCAUAUCAAAGGACUGUUCAAAGAAGAAGACUGUAUCCCCAUGCGGACUACUAAAAUGAAAAUGGCCCUUUUAUCCGAGAAGCACAAAUCCCUUUUCCCCCUCCUCCUCCUUUUCUAUGUCUCUCUCACCUGUCUAUGCCAGGCAACCAAUGGCAGCUCUACCAGUCCCACAAUCAACACCCCAACCACUUUCUCUCUCACCUCUAAUGUUACUUUCCUGAAGCGUGUGCCAGGCUGCGGCGUAGAACUGGAUCCCAUCUACAGGUACCUGUGUGACCGUCGGGCAGCAUGGGGGAUUGUAGUGGAGACCUUGGCCUCUUCAGGCUUCCUGUUAAGCAUGGGUCUCCUCUUAGGCCUGCUGCUCUGGUCCCUUUGCAUCUGUGUCUCAUCCCAGCAGCAACGCAGCAGUAUUGGCGGCACAGUGGCCUGCACGUCCAUUUUUUUGUUCGCCACAGCCGGGAUCUUUGCCAUCACCUUCUCCUUCAUCAUCCAGCUCACCCCUCAGACCUGCCCGACCAGGAUCUUCCUCUUCAACGUGCUCUUCUCUCUGGCCUUCUCCUGUCUGCUGGCUCGCUGCCUUGCCCUGCUGGGCUUCGCAGCUGCCCGGAGCUGGGGAGAGCCUGCCCUGGCCCUGGGGCUCUUCACUGUGCAGGUUAUCAUCUCCACAGAGUGGCUGAUCCUCGUGUUGGUCCGGGACAAGAAGCCCUGCGAGUACAGCCAGGAGGAAUUUGUCAUGCUGCAGAUCUACGUGCUGUGCCUCCUGGCUAUCAGCUUGAUCCUUUCACUGCACCUACUGUGCCGCUCCUGCUCCACAUACAGCUACAGCUACACAGGGCCUACCAAUCAGCAGGGGAGGAUGCAGGCCAUGGUGCUCUGUGUCACACUGCUGCUGUCCGCCUGCAUCUGGGUGGUGUGGAUCACUAUGCUCAUCAGGGGAAACCCUGAGGUGGGCCGCCGGCCACAGUGGGACGACCCAGUGAUUAGCAUUGCACUGGUAGCCAAUGGCUGGGUGUUACUGAUGGGGCACGGGUUGUCCCAGGUUGCCUUUCUCUGCAGGGGGGAAGCCAUGUCCAAGGAUAUCCCUUUGAGCUUCGCCGGCUGGACAAGCCCCAGUGCUGAUAUCCCAGGACUGGGCAGUCAGAAGGAGGGAAAAGAAAAUGGAAGCUUUGAGACUGAUGGUGAGAGGAGAGGCAGGAGAACUGAGCCGAGUCUGCGGUCGCCCUACGAGUCUGGAUUCUCCAUGACAGAAAUCGACCCUGACAAAGAUUACACCAUCCCUCGCCCUCAGACCACCAACUACAACGAACCUUAUGAUGAAUAUUAUGGACGUGAUUAAAAUCAAAUUCAUUUUCUGUCUGAUGAAACUAAUACCAAAGCCAAAGCUGAGGAUGACCCAACUCCUGCACUAAUCUGUACUUCAAGCACUUGGCACAAAAAAAAUAAUGUUUUUCUACUUUUCAUUUCCUUGUGCAAAUGUAAAUAUUUCUGCGUAGUGUUAUGAGAAAUGUUAUUUCUAAUCUGUCAGCAGGAUGUAAAAUCCUCCGUCCCACAGAGAAGAAAGAAAGAAAGAAAGAAAAAAAAAGAGUCAGCAGUGUGACUCAUCUGCUUGAGUUUCAUCAUGGAGGCUGGAUGGGUUCAGAUAGUCCAGCUUUCUGCUGGCGGGAAAUCCACAUCACAAAUACUUAGGGGAAGUGAAUCUUUAUGAUGGCGUGUGUGGUGUGCACAUUCUGUGCUAGCCUGAGAUGGUAUAUAAUAGCCCUGAGGUGACAGAGGAGGCGUGAAACUGUCACUCUGAAGGUGCCAAACUGCUGAGCGGAGCAGAGGCAUCUGUGAACGGUAGAGAGGAGGGAUGAAAGGAGGAGGAAUGAGAAAAGAGGAGAGAGAGAGAGAGA
Toxotes jaculatrix (banded archerfish) is the source of this 2093-nucleotide messenger RNA. RefSeq names its product G-protein coupled receptor family C group 5 member D. NCBI's taxonomy places the organism in Eukaryota, Metazoa, Chordata, Actinopteri, Toxotidae. Gene Ontology annotation, biological process: G protein-coupled receptor signaling pathway. Gene Ontology annotation, molecular function: G protein-coupled receptor activity; protein kinase activator activity. The transcript is spliced from 4 exons. Gene Ontology annotation, cellular component: signaling receptor complex; extracellular exosome; intracellular membrane-bounded organelle. Bases 242 to 1537 code for a protein of 431 amino acids. The record is from RefSeq and is a predicted model, not a curated record.